GUUUGGUGCUGAAGUCACAACCACCAGGAGUCCUCUUUCUCCCACUCCUCCCUCUCUCCUUCAGCGCGGGGAGCCCGGAGCGCAGAGGGCUGAGAAUGAGGCGAUAGUGGAGGAAGAAGAAAUGGCCUCGGACCCCUGGAAAAUGAGGCCGAUGCCCCUACUGCAGCUGGCGCUGCUUCUCGGCCUGCCCAGGAGCUUAGGGGGGAAAGGGUGUGUUUCUCCGCCCUGUGAGUGCCACCAGGAGGACAACUUCAGAGUCACCUGCAAGGAUAUCCAUCGCAUCCCAGUCCUACCGCCCGGGACACAGACUCUGAAGUUUACAGAGACUCAUCUGAAAACCAUUCCCAGUCAUGCAUUUUCAAAUCUGCCCAAUAUUUCCAGGAUCUACUUAUCCAUAGAUACAACUCUGCAGCGGCUAGAAUCACAUUCCUUCUACAAUUUGAGUAAAAUGACGCACAUAGAGAUUCGGAAUACAAGAAGCUUAACUUACAUAGACCCUGGUGCCCUAAAAGAGCUGCCUCUUCUGAAGUUCCUUGGCAUUUUCAACACUGGACUUAAAAUAUUCCCUGACCUGACCAAAGUUUAUUCCAUGGAUGUAUUCUUUAUACUGGAAAUUACAGACAACCCCUACAUGACUUCCAUCCCUGCCAAUGCUUUCCAGGGACUGUGCAAUGAAACCUUGACGCUGAAACUAUACAACAAUGGCUUUACUUCAAUCCAAGGACAUGCUUUCAAUGGGUCAAAGCUGGAUGCUGUUUACCUGAACAAAAAUAAAUAUCUGUCAGUUAUUGACAAAGAUGCAUUUGGAGGAGCAUACAGUGGACCGACUCUGCUGGACGUCUCUUAUACCAGUGUUACUGCCCUGCCUUCCAAAGGCCUGGAGCACCUCAAGGAACUGAUAGCAAGAAACACUUGGACUCUAAAGAAACUUCCAAUUUCCUUGAGUUUCCUCCAUCUCACACGGGCUGACCUUUCUUAUCCAAGCCACUGCUGUGCUUUUAAGAAUCAGAAGAAAAUCAGAGGAAUCCUUGACUCCUUAAUGUGUAAUGAGAGCAGUAUCCAGAGCCUGCGUCAGAGAAGGUCUGUGAAUGCUUUGAAUGGUCCCUUCUACCAGGAAUAUGAAGACGAUCCAGGUGACCACAAUGCUGGGUACAGGGAAAACAAGUUCCAGAAUUCCCACUCUCAUUAUUAUGUCUUCUUUGAAGAGCAAGAAGAUGAGAUCAUUGGGUUUGGCCAGAAGCUCAAAAACCCACAGGAAGAGACCCUACAGGCCUUUGAUAACCAUUAUGACUACAUAGUGUGUGGGGGCAAUGAAUACAUGGUGUGUACCCCCAAGUCAGAUGAGUUCAACCCCUGUGAAGACAUAAUGGGCUACAAAUUCCUGAGAAUCGUGGUGUGGUUUGUUAGUCUGCUGGCUCUCUUGGGCAACGUCUUCGUCCUGGUCAUCCUCCUCACCAGCCACUACAAACUGACCGUCCCGCGCUUUCUCAUGUGCAACUUGGCCUUUGCGGAUUUCUGCAUGGGGAUGUAUCUACUCCUCAUUGCCUCCGUAGACCUCUACACUCAAUCUGAGUACUACAACCACGCCAUCGACUGGCAGACAGGCCCCGGAUGCAACACGGCUGGUUUCUUCACCGUCUUUGCUAGUGAGUUGUCAGUGUAUACACUGACAGUCAUCACCCUGGAGCGCUGGUAUGCCAUCACCUUCGCCAUGCGCCUGGACCGGAAAAUCCGCCUCAGGCAUGCAUAUGCCAUCAUGGUUGGGGGCUGGGUUUGCUGCUUCCUGCUGGCCCUGCUCCCUUUGGUGGGAAUCAGCAGCUAUGCCAAAGUCAGCAUCUGCCUGCCCAUGGACACCGAGACCCCUCUUGCCCUGGCAUAUAUUAUCCUUGUCCUGUUGCUCAACAUAGUUGCCUUUAUCAUCGUUUGCUUCUGUUACGUGAAGAUCUACAUCACAGUCCGAAAUCCCCAGUACAACCCAGGGGACAAAGACACCAAAAUUGCCAAAAGGAUGGCUGUCUUGAUCUUCACUGACUUUAUGUGCAUGGCCCCCAUCUCAUUUUAUGCUCUGUCAGCUCUUAUGAACAAGCCUCUUAUCACGGUUACCAACUCCAAAAUCUUACUGGUUCUCUUUUAUCCACUUAACUCCUGUGCCAAUCCAUUCCUCUACGCUAUUUUCACCAAGACCUUCCAGCGGGACGUAUUUAUCCUACUCAGUAAGUUUGGCAUCUGUAAACGCCAGGCUCAGGCAUACCGGGGCCAGAGGGUUUCUCCGAAGAACAGGACUGAUAUUCAGGUCCAAAAGGGCACCCAAGACACGAGGCAAAGUCUCCCCAACAUACAGGAGGACUAUGAACUGCUUGAAAAGUCCCAUCUCACCCCAAAUAAGCAGGGCCAAAUCUCAAAAGAAUAUAAGCAAACAGUUUUGUAAGCUGACCCUAUACUACUCACAGUGUUAAGGGGACUUAUAAAAGGCUGGUUUCUUGAACAUGAAUUCUAACCCCUAGACACACACAAGCCAGCUUACCUAGCUAUUGUGCAGGUGACAUUUCAUGGGGCAAGAGUUCAUCUCCUGAGAGGAGCUAGUAUUAAACUAAUCAU
This is a messenger RNA of Myotis lucifugus (little brown bat), 2598 nucleotides long. RefSeq names its product thyroid stimulating hormone receptor (gene TSHR). Gene Ontology annotation, molecular function: thyroid-stimulating hormone receptor activity. The transcript is spliced from 10 exons. The record is from RefSeq and is a predicted model, not a curated record. Gene Ontology annotation, biological process: G protein-coupled receptor signaling pathway. NCBI's taxonomy places the organism in Eukaryota, Metazoa, Chordata, Mammalia, Chiroptera, Vespertilionidae. Gene Ontology annotation, cellular component: membrane. The coding region runs from base 122 to 2428 and encodes 768 amino acids.